AUGCUGUGUAAAUGUGAGGAACAUGGCAAACCGAAAAGCGCUCAGUACUGGCCGUUAGUGGAAGGAAGUUAUAAAACAUAUGGCUCCAUGUUCGUCAAUAAUAAAAGAGUCGAAUGCAAAGAUAAAUUUAUGUCGUACGUUUUGGAAAUAUUGCCGGAUGGUUGCUCGAAUUCGAUAAUUUUGACAUUGCUCCAUAUGACGGAUUGGCCAGACCGGGGAGUACCAGCCAGUGGUCGUAGCGUCCUGAGACUUCUUCGACUCAUCGAACCUGUAAAAUCUCUAAUUGUAUUUACAUAUUUCUGGACGCCAGACCUAAAACAAAUGCGUGCAGCGAUUUAG
Molecule: messenger RNA, 339 nt
Organism: Gongylonema pulchrum
Lineage: Eukaryota; Metazoa; Nematoda; Chromadorea; Rhabditida; Gongylonematidae
Source: the annotation of a GenBank genome assembly